This is a messenger RNA of Trichobilharzia regenti, 1281 nucleotides long. The record is from the annotation of a GenBank genome assembly. NCBI's taxonomy places the organism in Eukaryota, Metazoa, Platyhelminthes, Trematoda, Strigeidida, Schistosomatidae.
AUGACAGAUUGGUUUCAUAGAAAUCAUCUAAAGGCUACUGCAAAGCUUACAUUCGACUUUGGAGCAGUUGCUAAAGAUUUAAACAGCAGAGCUCUGUGCAGUGAAGCUGCAAAACGUCGUGUUGAACUUCUCAAGUUAAUCUCAGAUCCGUCUGCACCAUGUGAAUCAAUUCAGACCGCGUUAAAUCGUUACCUCCAGCUGUUAAUGGGCUUUGUUUUAUCCGUUGAUAAUAAAACACCCUACAGCAAAUUACGAGGUCUUGUCUGUGUAAAAUGGUCCGAUAGUAUUAAACCAAAGGGUGAACCAAUUGUCAAAUAUGAUUCAAUAUUUGAGCUUUACUCAAUCAUAUUUAAUGUCGCCUUAUGGUAUACCAAGCAUGCAGCAAAAGUAGCUUCUAGUGAAAGUGUCUCAGAAGACGAAGCCAAAGAUGUUCACUUAUCACUUCGUACAGCUGCUGGACUAUUUAAUCUUCUAAGAGAGAAAUAUAUGCAUGAGUUUACAGAGUUUAUAAAGAAUAGUGAUUUGGAUCCAAAUAUUUUAGAUGCUUAUAUCAGUCAGUCGUUGGCAGAAGCCCAGGAAAUUACUGUAGCCAGAGCAAUUGAAUUAAAGCACAAACCUCAUUUAAUCUCCUCUCUGGCCAAUGAAACUGCAAAGUUUUACGAAAAGUGUGGCUUAGCUUUGAGUCAAUGCGAUCCAAAAAUUGUUGGAAAGUGGAAAAAGUAUGCUGAAUUCAAACAGUGCUGUUAUGAAUCUUACGCUUAUGUAUAUUAUGGGGAAGAUUUGUUAGAGAAAGAAAAAGCUGGACAAGCUGUAGCCGUGCUCAAAGAGGCAUCUGUUCCAUAUGAAAAGGCACUUCGUGCUGCACGUGAAUAUGUAAAAGUAGAAGGUGUCAGCUUAUCAACUAAACCUCCUGACCACUGCUUUUUUCGUCGUCUCCCUGGAUUAAUUGAACGGACACGGAAUAAAUGUGAUCGUGAAAAUGGUCUAAUAUUUCAUCAAAAAGUUCCCACAGUUGCUCCAUAUUUAGAAAUAAAAGCUGAAUAUGGUAUUGCAACACCGAAAGAACCAGAAUUGGAUUUCAGUUUAGAUUCACGAUGGAAAGAUGUUUAUAUUGGAUUUGAUAUGAGCAAAAUUGCUGAUAAUAUAGUAUCAGGAUCUAAAAAUUCCAAAGAUCGUAAAGAAUCCAAUCCUAAAGAUGCACCAGUUGAACCUGUCCGUGAAAUGCCUAUCUUCAGUACUGACAAAGAUCCAAAAAAUGAUAGCGGUUGUGUUAUCGCUUAA